AGGUCGAACCAAAGUGUUCAUGGAGUUCGGCCAGCUCCAACAAAGAAUUCCCCACAAUUUCUCUACCUUCCAAUUUUUUAAUCAACAUUGUAAUAGCGCGAAAUAAUUAUACAAUUUUUAUCCCCGGAAUUUAUCCCGCAACAGAAAAAAUUCUCGGGUAUUUAAACUCAUCUAUAUUAAAAGAGUCAAAACCAUCUGUUGCGCGUCAAGUGAAAAAACCUCGAGUGUCAUUAGUGUUUUGUGGGUGACACACUCUUCUCGUGACUGAUGACAGGAAAAAUCAGCUGUCCAAAUGAGAUUAUUUAAAUUUGAUAAAAAUGAUCGCUCGAAUCGAAUAAAAACACAAGUUUUUUUAAAAAUAGCAGUUCAUCUUCUCUUUGAAACUCCUCGAUAAAUUUCUAUCGUAAAGAAACAAUGGAUGAUACAGAGACAAAAAAAAAUCUACAACGAUAAAGUAAACUCCAUGAUACUCAACAUAACUUUCAUUGAUUGGUGGAUGAGUAAUUCGAGAGUUAUUACCCGCAUGUAACUCCAGACGAGAGAAGAAAUGAAUGCAGUCGUUAUUCGUCUUCAACUCACAACAAAAUAAUUUCCUCUUCCCAGAAAAGGGCAUAAACUCGAUGGAUAAUUCCUCAUGGAUCUACCAACGAUUUCCCUGAACCCAUAAGAGAAUUCAUAAUGGAGGUGAAACCAAUUCCAAAGCCCCGAUCAACAUUUUCCAGUCAACCAGUUCCAGCACCAAGAACCCACGUGCCUCCGCCAGUCCCUCGUUCAUUAAGUCCAUCAUUAUCAACGACAUCAGAGAAAAGUGAUGAGAAAUCCUCAUCGGAGUGCCGUAGCUCGAGCUCCGAGAGAUCGCUCUUCAGGAACUUGGGUAAUUCAUCAAGACAAUUAAAGGAUGAAAUAUCCGAGAAGAUGACGGUGAAGGGUAAAGCUGUGAUAUCGAGCACUAGAAAUGCGAGCAUUCGCCUGGAGAAAUCAGUGAAGAACCUGUUGACACGGAGACUGACGUCGACCAACGAUCACGACUCGGUUGACAGUGACAACAAGAAGAAGAAUGAAGAUCGGUGUGUGUCAAUGCCAGGGUGUGAUGACAUUUUCAGUUCAAUUUCAUUCUACAGCCCUUUGCAAUCGAAUUUGAAGUCAAUGAGAAAUGAAGAGGAUCUCACUGAGGCUCGAUACAGUCCACCCCCACCAGUUUAUCCACCUCCUCCACUUCCGGAUGAAUCAAUAUAUGACGAAUUGCAGUCAGUGACUUCCGGUAGAAGCAGUCGAUAUGAUACACUGAGUUCCACAGUUUCUGAUCGGCUCCAUGAUGAUCACAUCCCAGAGAACUGCAAGAGUGACUCUGAUCAGAGUUUAAAUCUCUCAGAGACAACAGCUGAUGUUAAACGCCUCUCGAGAUCAGAUUCCUGGACCUUUUACGAUUCAACGUCUGAGAAACAGCUGGCGGAUGCCAUUCCAGAAGAGGUGGUGAGAGAAAUCGACGAUCAGAUCGGACAGCGAAAAAAAUGUCACGACGAACGGAGAGUACCUGAGGAAUUGAGCGAGCCUGAUAUUCUCACACCUCUCACACCUCUCACACCUACUGCUAGCAGUUUAUCCGUGAGGAACUCGUUGUACGAGAACUGGACUCCAAGGGCCUUUCGGGAUGAUGAAGUGAGAAUGAACAGCAAGUCACUGCUCUUCGAGUUCGAUCCCUUUGCGAGGAGUGAUGAGAAUACUUAUGGGAAUUAUGAGAGUAAUGACCUGAUGCUGCUGGAGGCUCUGCUAGCCACCAAUGAAUCAACGAGUAGUGAUGGGAGUCUGGCGGAUCUUCAGGAACAUGACAAUGAGUCUGACGAGCUUGACAAUGACGGAGAAAAAUCCCCAGCUCCAGCUGUACCUCGGAGAUACGAUUCUCUACCUAAAAAUGAGUACGACGAGGUGGAGAUGGUAGAGGCUCCCCAGGUGCCAGAGAAAACCACAAAAAAUCCAGCUCUUCUCCCCAAACUCGUGAAUUUAGGGAGGAGAAAGCAACCAGCUGUUCCUCCCAGAAAACCACAGCUUGAAGUUCCUCCAGGAUCUCCAGGACCUCUGGAGUCUCCAGGAAAACCUCUGGCUGAUAAAAAAACAUCAGUGAUGCAGAAGUUGAAAAAAUUACACGAUUCUACUGUUCACGUUAAACCAAAUGUUAUAAAUUUUAUAAAAAAUAAAAAAUUGUUGCGCGUUGGGAGGGAGGGAGAGGGGAAGAGGGGAAUUGAGAGUCAGAGGAUGAGGAGACCGAUUAUUGAGGAACAAGUUGUGCCAGUUUGUCAUCGGGGAAUUGUUUAUCGUCCUGGGGUGGGAAUUGAGAGGGCGAGAGAUCUCGUAAUGCGAGCUGCUGUUUUGAGUGAUCAAAAAAUUUGUUUCUACACUGAUAAAGCCAUGACCACGGUUAAAGAGUCUCUGGCACUUGAUAGUGUGCAGAGUGUACAUCUUCUCCAGGAUGUCAAAAUCGUCGAUGGGGAAACGGUACACUGUAUUGCAGUGAGUUCUGAGGGAAAACCCGGUGUUCACGUAUUUUAUGCGAAGAGCAUAACCGAGCGAAGAAUUUGGGCCCAGAGAAUUUUGGAAGCUCUGACUCCCGUUUUUCCGGUGAAAUACACAUCCGAUUUGACUCGAGCUGGUUGGGCUUAUCUCAAGGAAGGUGUAACAGGUGUUUGGUUCCCAGCUUGGGUUCUUCUUCAGCAGAGAACAUUAAUUUACACGCGUUCAUUUGAACCAUUGGAAUUUGAAAAAUUGGACCUGAGGAAAGCUCGAUGUAUUUUACUGAGGGAUCAGGAGGGACCGAUUCCAAGUCAGGGGAACGUUCCAGUGGUAGUUAUCGAUGGGGUGCGUGCAGCCCUUCAUUUGACUGCCCCAGGAACCCGAGAAGUCGCUGUCUGGAGACAUGCACUUUAUCAAGCUGCCACCACCUGUGGUCCUGCUCUAACUGACCAACAACUCACUCAAGAAAAUGUACCCGUUAUUCUCGACAAGUGCAUCAAUUUUAUUUAUGCACACGGAAUAAUGUCCGAAGGAAUAUACAGAAAGGGUGGAUCAAGCAGUGCAGUAGUUCGAUUACUUGAGGCAUUUAGAAAAGACGCGUGGGCAACGCAAAUCACUCGGGUCUCAUAUUCCGAACACGAUGUGGCAACAGUACUCCGCAGAUUCCUCCGAGACUUACCAGAGCCACUUUUACCCACGAGUAUUCAUGAUUCCCUGUGUCGAGCCAUUGAUGUUUGUGAUGAUGAGGAACGAGCAAACGCCUACAGAAAAAUCCUCUUUCCUGUGCUGAAUGCGGUAUCUGGUUCCACAUUGAGACGAAUAUUGGGACAUCUGCACUGUCUGAGUCAACAGAAUUCCAGGAAUCUGAUGACUGUGGAGAAUAUAUCAGCGGUUUGGGGACCAACACUGAUGCACGCCGGUGGUAAAAGUGCUGAGGAGUGGAAUAAAUCAGAAACACUAGUCGUUGGUGAUUUGAUUCGACUGUACACAAAACUCUAUCAACUGUCAGCUGAAGAUCUGAUGAAAGAGGCGAAAAUUCUUGAAGUACUUGAACGUCAUCAUGCCUCGAAUAAUGGAGUACGUGGUGCACCCUCUGGUGACUUAAAAAUCUGGAUUUAUUUAUUUGGAAAAGAGGGCGAGUGUUGUAACGUGACGAUUGGACCCCAGAAGACAGCAUCAGAUAUCUGUAAGGAGUUGGCAGAGAAAACUGCGAUUUCGGUGCACGAAUUGUCCCUGGAGGAGUCGAUUCUCGAUGGAGCUCUUCACAGGCCUCUUCAUCAUGCAGAGAAGGUCCUCGAGGUUGUGGCUAGGUGGGGCUACUGCGAUUCAGAGGACCGGAAAAAUAAUAUUCUUCUUUUGAAGAAGGAUAGGCUCUACAGGGACAUCGUUCCCAGGAUAAAACCACCCAUGACUGCCUCUGGGGAACUCAAGUUCGCUGACACGAAGUCGAAGUGUUUCAAGAGCUAUACCUUCGAGUUCAGCCAAGCAAAGCUGUGCUGUUACAAGGAUAAAGCCUGUGCUGUCAAGCUUCACGAGUGGAAGAUUGAAGAUAUCAUCUGGUAUUUGGGACAUGAGCCCAAGAGAAAUCCACAAAUGGGGUGGUCAAUCACUUUUUUAUUGAAGAACGAAGAACGAACGAGAACUAAAGACUCUCCAUUUUUCGGUUAUACACUGGCUGGUGCCUCUGUUGUAGAUCAAUAUAAAUGGCUAGCAGCGAUGCUCUUUGGUGAACAUCAGAUGGAUCUUUUUCCAUCAGCUGUCAACUUAAUGGAUCCAUAGUUUUCUAUUUUUAUCCAAUUGCUAUCACUCCAUAUUUAAUUCACCGCUUAGUUUAUCAUUGCAUAUCUAGAAUAUAAUAUAUACACGAAUAUUUUUUAAUGUACGCUGAAUUUUCUUGCCCGGAGCUUUUGAUAUGAUUCUGUAUAGAUGCCGUUUAGUGCUCAAUCCACAAACAGUGAGACACCAAAGAAUUGGAAUUCACUUUUUAUCGAAAAAUAUCUGUGAUUGACCGAAGAAUCUAAAUAUUCAACAAGUAUUACGCAGAGAUUUAUAUUUCCUCGAUAACUCGAUAAAAACGUAGACCGUAAUGUGAGGUGCCUUAAAAAAUUUAUAUCGAAGAGAUUCAUAUUUUAAUCGAUCGACCUGAUCUGUCAACUAAAUAAACAAUAAAUUAUGAUAAAAAAAAGUGUUUUUAUUCAGUAGUUUGAUUUGGAUUAAUGAGCAUUUGUUAUGACGAUACGAAAAAUCUGUCACUAAAACCGAUAAAAAUUCCUCAUCAAUUACAAACAAUAAAAAAAGUCAUGAAUUACACAAAUUUCCUGUAUAAUUAAAUGUACAAAUCACACCAACAGCAUUCACACCUUUAAUAUCUAAAAUACUGGUCCACAUUCGAAUAUAUCAUCAGU
Molecule: messenger RNA, 4913 nt
Organism: Fopius arisanus
Lineage: Eukaryota; Metazoa; Arthropoda; Insecta; Hymenoptera; Braconidae
Gene: RhoGAP15B
Product: RhoGAP_ARAP and RA_ARAPs domain-containing protein RhoGAP15B
Exons: 7
Coding region: 679-4287 (1202 amino acids)
Biological process (GO): signal transduction
Cellular component (GO): cytoplasm
Molecular function (GO): phosphatidylinositol-3,4,5-trisphosphate binding
Source: RefSeq, a predicted model, not a curated record